AUUGGGAUUGCAAGAGGGCUUGAAUACUUGCACCAAGGGUGCAACAUGAGAAUUUUACACUUCGACAUCAAGCCCCAAAACAUUCUACUAGACGAGAAUUAUUGCCCCAAGAUAUCUGAUUUUGGCCUGGCUAAGAUAUGCCCACAAAAGGACAGCAUAAUAUCAAUGUCAGAAGCCAGAGGAACUGCAGGGUACAUUGCUCCUGAGGUUUUCUUCAAAAGAUUUGGCGGAGUUUCUCUUCAAUCAGAUGUUUAUAGUUACGGAAUGUUGGUUCUGGAAAUGGUUGGGUGUCGAAAAAAUGUUGAUGCAAAAGUGGAACAUAGUAGUGAGCAGUAUUAUCCGCAUUGGAUUUACAAGCAACUCGAGGAAGUUGAAGAGAUCGAUCAAAUCGAUACCACAAACAACAACGAGGGAUCAAUACUCAAAAGGAAGAUGGUUGUAGUGAGUUUAUGGUGCAUACAAACCAACCCCUUGACCCGACCAAAUAUGACUCGAGUUGUAGAAAUGCUCGAAGGAACACUCGACCUGCUACUGAUUCCUCCGAUUGUGACUUGA
This is a messenger RNA of Amaranthus tricolor (Joseph's coat), 555 nucleotides long. RefSeq names its product LEAF RUST 10 DISEASE-RESISTANCE LOCUS RECEPTOR-LIKE PROTEIN KINASE-like 2.1. Gene Ontology annotation, biological process: protein phosphorylation. The annotation marks the transcript as partial. The record is from RefSeq and is a predicted model, not a curated record. The transcript has a single exon. NCBI's taxonomy places the organism in Eukaryota, Viridiplantae, Streptophyta, Magnoliopsida, Caryophyllales, Amaranthaceae. Gene Ontology annotation, molecular function: ATP binding; protein kinase activity.